Coregonus clupeaformis (lake whitefish) is the source of this 2388-nucleotide messenger RNA. RefSeq names its product DEAD (Asp-Glu-Ala-Asp) box helicase 6 (gene ddx6). Gene Ontology annotation, molecular function: ATP binding; RNA helicase activity; mRNA binding. Gene Ontology annotation, cellular component: cytoplasmic stress granule; P-body. The record is from RefSeq and is a predicted model, not a curated record. Gene Ontology annotation, biological process: cytoplasmic stress granule assembly; P-body assembly. NCBI's taxonomy places the organism in Eukaryota, Metazoa, Chordata, Actinopteri, Salmoniformes, Salmonidae. The transcript has 13 exons. The coding region runs from base 456 to 1919 and encodes 487 amino acids.
GGCCAUCUUGGGCUUUCUGUUUAGACCCAACCGUAGCUUUACAAAGAACAGCUGGCAGCAGACAAGUCAAAAAACCAACUGAUAAUAUCAACAAUCCGCGGGUGAAGAGUUGUGGGGAGGGAAGGAUUUAAGACAGUGUGACCAUGCAUCCUCUGACAUAAGGCUCUACCUAUGCUACGCCAAGCGGCAGUGUGACAGGAAUAGACCUGAGUUAUUAUUUUUUUGCUUGCUGUAUCAGACUCAUUUUGUUGACAUUUUUGAUGUUCCACAAAGAACAAUACUAUUGAGGAACAGGAGAGGAGACAAUUGUUUGUAUCUAAUUACAUUUGCUUUGGAUAACUGAGACCGUGAGAAGUCUCACUAUUUCUCAAGAUUUAUUUCCCCCCUCCCCACCACAGUCAGAAUAAGAACUGUAUCACACCCUUUGUGGAAAGGAUAAUUGACUAGCCCUAGCCAUGAGUACCGCCAGUACCCAGAACCCAGUGAUACUGGGCCUGUCCAACCAGAAUGGCCAGCUCCGAGGACCGGUGGUGAAGCCUGCAGGAGGGGGUCAUCAGACACAGCAGCCCGGCCAGAUGAAGCAGGCCUCCAGCACAAUCAACAACGGCACUGGGCCUAGCAGCACCCAGCUGGCUAAAGUUACCCCCACAGCCAACACUGUCAUCAAGGCUGGAGAUGACUGGAAGAAGAAUUUGACGCUCCCUCCAAAAGACAUGAGGAUGAGAACUUCGGACGUAACGGCAACUAAAGGCAAUGAGUUUGAAGACUACUGCCUGAAGAGAGAGCUCCUGAUGGGGAUCUUUGAGAUGGGCUGGGAGAAACCCUCUCCAAUACAGGAGGAGAGCAUUCCCAUAGCGUUGUCUGGGAGGGACAUUCUGGCCAGGGCCAAGAACGGGACAGGAAAGAGCGGAGCCUACCUCAUUCCCUUGCUGGAACGCAUUGACCUGAAGAAGGACUGCAUACAAGCUAUGGGCAUCGUUCCCACCAGAGAACUGGCGUUGCAGGUCAGCCAGAUCUGUAUCCAGAUCAGCAAACACAUGGGAGGGGUCAAAGUCAUGGCAACCACAGGUGGCACCAACCUCCGUGAUGACAUCAUGAGGCUCGACGAGACAGUCCACGUUGUGAUUGCCACCCCUGGGAGGAUCCUGGACCUCAUUAAGAAGGGUGUGGCCAAAGUCAAUCAGGUUCAGAUGAUGGUUCUGGAUGAGGCCGACAAGCUGCUGUCCCAGGACUUUGUAGUGAUGAUGGAGGAGGUGCUAAGCUACCUGCCCAAGCAGAGACAGAUUCUGCUCUACUCUGCUACCUUCCCUCUCAGCGUGCAGAAGUUCAUGAACUCCCACCUGUCCAAGCCCUAUGAGAUCAACCUGAUGGAGGAGCUGACCCUGAAGGGAGUCACCCAGUAUUAUGCCUACGUUACAGAGAGACAGAAGGUCCACUGUCUCAACACACUCUUCUCCAGGCUCCAGAUCAACCAGUCUAUAAUCUUCUGUAACUCGUCUCAGAGGGUUGAGCUGCUGGCCAAGAAGAUCUCCCAGCUGGGCUACUCGUGUUUCUACAUCCAUGCCAAGAUGAGACAGGAACACCGUAACAGAGUGUUCCACGACUUCAGAAACAGCCUCUGCCGGAAUCUGGUCUGCACAGACCUCUUCACAAGAGGUAUCGACAUUCAGGCUGUGAACGUGGUGAUCAACUUUGACUUCCCCAAGCUGGGGGAGACUUACCUGCAUCGCAUCGGCAGAUCUGGUCGUUUUGGCCACCUGGGUCUGGCCAUCAACCUGAUCACAUACGACGACCGCUUCAAUCUGAAGGGCAUUGAGGAGCAGCUGGGAACAGAGAUCAGGCCCAUCCCCGGCAGCAUAGACAAGAGCCUGUACGUUGCAGAGUACCACACCGAGGAUGGAGAGGAGGGCAAGCUGUGAGGAGGAGCAGAUCAGAUGAGACCCCAACCCCCCCGUCUGUCCCCUUCACCCCUCCCGUUUGAUGUUUCCGCCUCCCUUCUGUCUCCUGGACUUUUUUUUGGAUAUCUAGCUUCCUGUCUGUCGGUCUUCCUUCCUGUUUUUGGGUGCCACCUCAUGGAAAAGUGUACGAUCUAUGAGGGACAACAAACCUACAGAGGAACUCAUGAUGUCCCUGUUGUAGGGUCCUCUCUCGGCUGCACCGCGAUGCCCUGAAGACUACGACUACUGACUACUACAGCACUGGGAGGAGGAAGGCAGGGAACACGUAGAACACCCAUCUAUCCAUGGAGAUGGACGUGAUGAUUUAAAUCUUCUCCUGCUCCAAGCUACCCUGUGCACUGCCAGCCAGCACAGCACCUACCUACCUACCCCCUACCUACCUACCCCUACCCCUACCUACCCCUACCUACCUACCACCUACCUACCCCUA